GACGACGGAGGCGCGCGCGCAACAGCCUCUCCACGCCUUCGCCGGCGGCGCUUUGCUGGGACGGCCGGGGGAAGUCGCUGCCGCUCGCUCAAGUCCGCUGAGGGGACGAGGACCCUCCGCUUCCUCAGGGGCAGGCGCAGGUGCGGGGCCCGAAGCCCCUUCAAGAGGAGAGCCGCUGCGUCUUCAUCUCCUUCGAGCGCCCUCCCUCCGCUCCCGGCUCCUUUACGAGGCUGCCCGGGCGCCUCGGGUGACUGGCUCCUCCCCGCUCCCUUGGCCGGGCGGAGGCGGGCGGCGUGCGCUUGUUUGUCCGCCUGUUUCGACUCCCGAAAAAAGACUUUCCAAUCCGCGCGCCGCCGUUGUUUUUUGCCCCGGCCGCCGAGCUCAUGUUUCCCUCUUGGGCGACGGCAGUGGCGGCCGGUCUGGUCUCCUUGCACUUCCUCCAGAAGCUCUUCUUCCCCUACUUCUGGGCCGACCUGAAGUACUUGCUGAAAGUGGCGCGCUAUGGCUUGAGGGUCGAGGUCUACAGGCUGCGCGGCAGCGUUUCCACCGUGCUGGAGCGCUUCGGGGCGCUGGCCCGCCGGCAGCCCGACAAGCCCUUCCUCAUCUACGAGGAGCAGGUGCACACCUACCGGGAGGUGGACCGGAGGAGCAACCGGGUGGCGCGGCUCUUCCUCGAGGAAGGGGCGCUGGCCAGGGGCGGCACCGUGGCUCUGCUCAUGAGCAACGAGCCCGACUUCAUCCACGCCUGGUUUGGGCUGGCCAAGCUGGGCUGCGUGGUGGCUUUCCUCAACUGCAACGUCCGCGCCAGGUCCCUCCUGCACUGCAUCGCCAGCUGCGCGCCCAAGAUGCUGGUGGUGGGAGCAGAUAUGCUUGGAACCUUAGAGGAAAUUCUUCCUAGCCUCCAAGAAGAUAUCAGGAUUUGGGUGAUGGCGAAAGAAUCCACAUUGCCACAUGUUGAUACCAUUUUGGACAAGCUGGAAGUUGCCUCUGAUGAUCCUGUACCUGCUAAUCUCUGUGUUGCUAAUAACUUGAAGGAUCCUCACCUCUACAUUUUUACCUCUGGAACAACAGGUUUACCAAAGGCUGCAAUUAUCAGUCAUCUGCAAGUUCUAAAAGGAGCUGCUGGAUUAUGGGCAUUUGGUGCUACUCCUGAUGACAUAAUUUAUAUUACUCUCCCUCUUUACCACAGUGCAGCCGCUCUACUUGGCAUAGGUGGAUGCAUUGAACUGGGUGCGACAUGUGUUUUAAGAAAGAAGUUUUCAGCUAGCCAGUUCUGGACUGAUUGCAAAAAGUACAAUAUUACAGUUAUUCAAUACAUUGGGGAACUGUGUCGUUACCUUUGCAAGCAGCCUGUGAAAGAGGGAGAAAGGAAUCACAAAGUUCGCCUAGCAGUUGGGAACGGAGUAAGAACAGAUAUCUGGAAGGAAUUCUUACACCGAUUUGGUGACAUCAAGAUAUGUGAAUUUUAUGGUGCAACGGAAGGAAACAUUUGCUUCAUGAAUCACACGGGCAAAAUUGGAUCUGUGGGUCGAACUAAUUUCUUUUAUAAGCUCUUUUUCCCUUUCGACUUAAUCAAGUAUGAUUUGCAAAAAGGAGAGCCAAUCAGAAACAAACAUGGAUGGUGUGAAAGAGUCAAGAAAGGUGAGCCUGGCCUCUUAAUAUCCAAAGUACACACAAAGAAUCCAUUCUUUGGCUAUGCUGGAAAUAAGAGAGACACAGAAAAGAAAUUACUUUGUGGCGUGUUUAAGAAGGAAGAUUUUUAUUUCAAUACAGGGGACCUGAUAUUUCAAGAUCAAGAUAACUUUCUUUAUUUUUGGGACAGGACAGGAGAUACAUUCAGAUGGAAAGGGGAAAACGUUGCCACUACCGAGAUUUCUGAUGUCAUCGGUAUGUUGGAUUUCAUACAGGAAGCCAACGUGUAUGGGGUUUCUGUACAAGGUUAUGAAGGAAAAGCAGGAAUGGCCUCUGUCAUCUUAAAGCCUAAUAAGUCUUUAGAUCUGGAACAACUUUAUCAACAUGUGGUGAUGUAUCUGCCCAGCUAUGCCUGUCCACUCUUUAUAAGACUCCAGGAAGUAAUGGAAGUCACAGGAACUUUCAAGCAACAAAAAUUUCAGUUGGUCCAGGAAGGAUUUAAUCCAUCUGAAAUCAGUGACCCACUAUAUUUUUUGGACAGUUGUAAGAAGUCUUACGUUUUAUUAACUAAAGAACUGCACGAUAGAAUCUUAUCUGGACAAGUGAAACUUUAGUGUUUAUUAAUAAGGAUUUUACAAGCUACUGCACAAGACAAGACAAAACUUUAAACAUGUUUGUCAGCUAUAUUCUGUAUGGUCUCCUGGUGAAGAGAUGUACGCUGUUGAAUUUUACAGUAAAUAUUAGGGAGGGAUUAUGCUUUAUUAAUCUUUCUCUGUUUUGACCAUCAGUGCAUACUAAUCUACCUCUUAUAGUGCAAUCCUAGGCAUGUCUACUCAGAAGUAAGUCCUAUCGAAUUCAGUAAGAUUUACUCCAAGGCUAGCCUUAGACUAUCAUUGGUUCAGUAUUUUAGAGUUUUCAUAUAAAUAUCUCCUAAUUAAAUGUUGUUUAUGAUCAACAUAAACAAAUGACAUUGAGAGAAUAACAAAGCUACAGUGAAAUUAUCUUUCGCUGUCUUACGCUGCAUAUUUUAUAGUAUAAUCUUCCUCUGCUGGACAAAAACUGGUCACUAUUAGCAGUAGAUGGCCGUUGUUCCUAAUGGUCACCUCCUAACUACACAGGGAUACCUCUUUUUAUUGCACAGUGCUUUAUUGUGCUUUGCAGACAUUUAUCAUUGUGAGGAUGUCGGUGCAGCAGUAAGAAGCCCAGCCAGGGAAAGGAGGCCUCCUUACUACUGCCUCUCUUCUCGAGAAUGGAGCUGGCCAGGGCUGGAGCCAGGUUUUUCCCCUCCCGCCCCUGCAGCCAGGGAGUCUUUGCUUAAUAGUGUAAACAUAACACUCAUAUGCACUGAGAAACAAAAUAAAAGUUAAGUUGUGGGUGAACAUAGCAGACGACACAGCGGUUCUUCAAACAGCUCUUGUUUAUUCACAGGCUAGAACAGAACUGAACUGAAGGGUUCAGCCAGCCUGCUUAUAUAGAGCUCCACUAGAACACAACAGUAACCAUUUUCUGUAACUAUCCAAUCACUGAAUGUCACUUUUGAUCCCUUAUUUGCAUAUGUGGACCUGAACUAUCUACAGUAUCCCCCUGCUGGCCCAGGGUGAGAACUUCAGUACAUAACAGUGUGACUCCCUUUUUUUGCAAUAUUCACUUUAUUGCAGUGGUCUGGAACGGAACUUACCAUAUAUCCAAGUUAUGCCUAUAAACAUUUAUUUUUUAAAAACAGUUGAAAAGAGAGAAUCGUGCCACAGUUUUGAUUUGUUAACUCUGCAAAAACCAUACCUCUGUGAUAAUUAGUGCUGCAAUUCUGUACACCUGGGGCCAAUCCACUACUGAAUACAGUGGGACAUUCUUCCGAGUAGACAUAUUCAGUAUUGUGCUAUUACUUCUGACACGCAGGACUGCAACAUUAUUUAUUUUACUGAAACAGAAAUUAUUCACAUCCUCCUUAUUUUAAUGUUUUCUGAUCUUAAUGGCCACUGAACCACAGUAGUAUUCUUUGUUUAAAAACUUAGUACCAGCUUGUAGUCCCUCUCUGCACAGAACUCUUCUGAAUGCUUUUAUUUCAAAAACUGAAUAAAUUAAAUUUGCAGUCCUGUACGUACUUACCUCAGACUAGACACACAUAGGAUUGUGCUGUUAGUGUUCUGUUUUUGAGCAUGAAACAAAGAUAACACAUUGAUUUCUGUUCCUAUGCAAAUAUACGGGAAGAAUACCUUUGUCUGCAAUAAUACGAGAAGGUUGUGCAGAUGUCUUUUGCACACUGGGUACCUGUAUCUUGCACAUUAGGAAUUUCCUAUCAUAUACAUGUAGUAAAACAAAAACUUUUUUACAUGUACGCAACAGGCGUUUUUGUUCGUUCAUUAAAAAAACCAAAACCCUUCCCCCUAAGAGAAUUGCCAUUUGUAAAGCAGCCCUCGCUUGAAGGUGUUCCUAGUUGUAAAGCAAUACUUCUUAUUUAUUUUAAUACAUUUUUAAGUCCCAUUCUUCUGUGCCAGACUCAUGGCAGUGCACAAUGAAUGAUUGAAAAAUUUCUUCACUUUGCAUCAUGACACUCCACCUGGCACACAGUCCCAUUCUUGUAGAAACUAGCUAUCUGAUCCACUUUUUGUACCUUUAAAUUUCUAUUGCCCUAGAAACUAGGGCAGGGGUCAGUAACCUUUUUCAGCCGUGGGCCGGUCCACAGUCCCUCAGACUAUGUCUGAGUUGUGGGUGAACAUAUCAGACGACACAGUGAUUCUUCAAACAGCUCUUGUUUAUUCACAGGCCAGGACAGAACUGAACUGAAGGGUUCAGUCAGCCUCCUUAUAUAGAGCUCCAGUACAAUGUAACUGUAACAAUUUUCUAAAACUACCCAAUCACUGAAUGUCACUUUCGAUUCCUUAUUUGCAUAACUAUCUACAGUAUCCCCCUGCUGGCCCAGGGUGAGAACUUCAGUACAUAACAAUGUGGUAGGCCGGACUAUAUUUUUUGGGGGGAAAUGAACGAAUUCCUAUGCCCCACAAAUAACCCAGAGAUGCAUUUUACAUAAAAGCACACAUUCUACUCAUGUAAAAACACCAGGCAGGCCCCACAAAUAACCCAGAGAUGCAUUUUAAAUAAAAGGACACAUUCUACUCAUGUAAAAACACACUGAUUCCCAGACCCUCUGGGGGCCGGAUUGAGAAGGUGAUUGGGCCGCAUCUGACCCCCGGGUCUUAGGUUGCCUACCCCUGAACUAGGGCAUGGAUCCAAAGGAUUUCUGUGUGAGUAAAGAGGCUCUUCUGCCCACGCAGCCUCACUUUCUUGCUGUUCGCCAUCCCCACCUGCCAUAUGCCAUUCUGUUUUGGUUGUUUCCCCCCAGUCCUCAGAAGCAGAGAUUCAGAGGAUAGAGAGGGUUUAAGAGGAAAGGGGCUGCUGGGAACGUCUAGCUUCAUUCACAGAAUGAAAAUUAGGAUCUACGCCAAAAUCCCUGAGUGCAGCAUAGAACUAGCAAUCACAGACAGUAAGAAGACACCCGUGCACAAACUUCAGCACCUUUUAAAAAGAAGUAUACUGCAUUUCCCUUCCUACCAUUCUACAAUGAUUGCUUUGUAAGCUCUUCAGAGCAUGAGAGGCAAUAUAAACGCCUCGUACCCUUGGCCCUGUGCUGUUGAGUCAGAAGUGCCCAUUAACUCCUUGUAAGUGAUGAACAAUGGAUCUCUGAGAUCUUAACUAAAAUACCAAUUCUGUAAAUGCUGUUUUUCUUGACUUUAUUAAAAGCAAGUUCCUUUCUCAUUUUACACACACAUUAACUGGUGUUUUUUUAAUAAACAAUAAAGGUAGAACAUAAAGGAGUGGGAGCAUAGCUCAGUUGUAGAGGUUGGUUUUUUUAAAUAAAAAAUAAAGGUAGAACAUAAAGGAGUGGGAGCAUAGCUCAGUUGUAGAAUAGAUGUUUUUCAGGCAGGAGGCCUGGUGUUUAUUCCCUGGCACCUCUGGUUAAAAGGAUGAUGUUCCCUGCUCUCUGCUUGAGAAAGGAUGCUGUUGGUCGGAGUAGGUGGUAUGGGACGAAGAUGGACAAAUGGUCCAGCUUGAUAUGAGGCUUCCUGUGUUCCUGUGAUUUUUUUUUAUUGUACAAAAUGUAUUAAUAAGCUGCUUUAAUAAAUAAUAAAGGACAGAAUUUUUAAAACGUAA
Molecule: messenger RNA, 5781 nt
Organism: Podarcis raffonei (Aeolian wall lizard)
Lineage: Eukaryota; Metazoa; Chordata; Lepidosauria; Squamata; Lacertidae
Gene: SLC27A6
Product: solute carrier family 27 member 6
Exons: 10
Coding region: 384-2246 (620 amino acids)
Molecular function (GO): long-chain fatty acid-CoA ligase activity; long-chain fatty acid transmembrane transporter activity
Source: RefSeq, a predicted model, not a curated record